UACUGGGAUGUACUGGGGUGUGCUGGGAUGUACUGGGGUGCAAUGGGAGGUACUGGAGUGCGAUGGGAUGUACUGGGCCAUACUGGGGUGCAGUGGGAUGUACUGGGGUGUGCUGGGAUGCACUGUGGUGCACUGGGGUGUACUGGCCCAUGCUGGGAUGUACUUGGGGUGUGCUGGGAUGCACCUGGGUGUACUGGGCCUUACUGGGGUGUGCUGGGGUGCAAUGGGAUGUACUGGCGUGCACUGGGGCACGCUGGGGCACACUGGGGCACACUGGGCCGCCCCGGUCCGUGCAGGGCCGGCCCCGCCGCCCCGCGCCCCCACGCCCGCCCUGUCCCCGCAGAAGGGACCGUCCCGGGAGCGCGCGGCAGCGCCCCGGCCCCGUGGGGAGAGGCCCCGGCUGCCGCCCGGCUGCCCCCCCGCGGGGCCCGAGCUCGCGGCCCCCUGGCUGCCGCGGGCGCUGCGCGGGCAGCGGGACGACAGCGACGUGGCCGAGCUGCUGCGGGAGCUGCUGGAGCGCGUCAUGCGCGAGUGCGCCCGGGCCAGCGCCGUGCGGGAGCGGGUGCCCUUCACCGUGGGCCAGGCGCGGGACGCGCUGCUGCAGAUCGCCCAGUGGCGCUUCCCGCUGCGGGACGAAGGGGACCUGGAUCCCGGGGGAGAGGAUGAGGAGCCGCAGCCCUGCACCGGCGACUCCUGGGCGGAGGGCGCCGUGCCCGUGCUGAGCACCCAGCGCUGCCCGGACCCGGUCUCUAAUCCAUGCACCCCGUUCCCGGGCGGGCAGCUGGACCCCGAUGCGGUGGCCGAGGCCGGAUCCUCCCCCGUGCAGCCCCCGUCCCUCGGUGAUGUCUCCAGCGGCAGCGACAUCGUGCCCGGGCCGGGGCCGCCCACCCCAGAGCCGCCGCAGGACGAGGCGGCCGCCGCUCCCCGGUUCCUCAAGGGAAAACCAGCCCGUGCUCAAGCGCCGCUGCCGCGGGUAGCCCCGCUCCGCCCGGCCAGGCCACCGGCUCCGCGCCCGGCCAGGCCACCCGCGCCACCGGAGCCACCGGGGCCGGACCGGCCGCCGCGGUCCUCCUACGGGGACGAGGAGGGGAGCGUCGUGUUCAGUGGUCACAAGCCGCGGCUGCCGCCGCUCUCCCGCAGCAGCAUCUUCUCGCUGUGGUCAGGGAGGGCCCCGCGCAGCAGCGUCCCGAAGCGGGGCGGCUCCGGCUCCGUGCUGGCGGUCCCGGGGCUGUGUCCCGGCAGGCGGCCCGAGCGCUGGAUCCGGCCGCAGGUGGAGGUGCUGGAGCCCGGUGCCGGGCGGCGCAGCCGGGGCUCGAAGCCGAGCAGCUCCCGGCUGCACCGGGGCCCGGUCACUGCGGCGGGGACGCAGCCCCAGACCGCGGCGGCGGGGUCCCGGCCGCCGCACGGCGCCGAGCCGCGGCAGCUCGGGUCGCUGCUGGACCCGGCCCGGCUGGCGCCCGGGGUCACCGUGCGCUGGGGCGGCUGCGUGCGGCGCGGGGGGCGCGGGGAGCAGGAGCAGGAGGAGGAGGAGGAGGAGACGGGGGAGCUGAGGCCGAUCUGCCCCAGCGCGCCCUCCGCGCCCAUCGCGGCCGGGCGGGUAACGGGCGAGCAGUGAGCGCCGUGUCCGCUGCGCCCGCCCUGCUUGAAGGGACCCAAUAAACCAACGUGUGUGUCA
Molecule: messenger RNA, 1675 nt
Organism: Strigops habroptila (Kakapo)
Lineage: Eukaryota; Metazoa; Chordata; Aves; Psittaciformes; Psittacidae
Gene: C7H2orf81
Product: chromosome 7 C2orf81 homolog
Exons: 3
Coding region: 8-1615 (535 amino acids)
Source: RefSeq, a predicted model, not a curated record